Messenger RNA from Stegastes partitus (bicolor damselfish), 2932 nucleotides. It is a transcript of the gene rhbdl3, whose product is annotated as rhomboid, veinlet-like 3 (Drosophila). The record is from RefSeq and is a predicted model, not a curated record. The transcript is spliced from 7 exons. Gene Ontology annotation, molecular function: serine-type endopeptidase activity. Lineage: Eukaryota; Metazoa; Chordata; Actinopteri; Pomacentridae. Gene Ontology annotation, cellular component: membrane. The coding region runs from base 197 to 1117 and encodes 306 amino acids.
AAUCCUUUUUGAUUUGCCUCUGUUUGAUCAUUUGCAGUACGACCCGGAGAAUUCAGGCUUCAUCAGCACGGAGCGGUUCAGAGACCUUCUGGCGACCCACGGCUCCGAGCUGGACCCCCACAAACUGGAAGUCUUAUUGGCCCUCGCUGACGGCAAUGCUGACGGGAAGAUCUGCUACCAAGACUUUGUCAACCUGAUGAGCAACAAGCGCUCCAACAGUUUUCGGAGGGCCAUCCUGCAGGGGAGCCGGCAGCUGAAAGGCUGCAGUCUCAGAGAUGAGGUGGGCUUGGGUUUGUCCCAGCGCUUGGUCCGCCACGUCGCCUACGAGACGCUGCCCCGCGAGGUCGACCGCAAGUGGUACUUCGACAGCUACACGUACUGUCCCCCUCCCUGGUUCAUCCUGGCUAUCACCAUCGCUGAGGUAGCCGUGUUCAUGUACUAUGGGCUCCAGCUGGACCGCCUGGUCCUGCAGGUGUCCAGCCCGUCCUUCCUAAAGAGCCCCCUGCCCUACCACCCCCAGCUGCGAGCCCAGGCCUGGCGGUACCUCAGCUACAUCUUCAUGCAUACUGGGAUCGAACACCUGAGCCUGAACAUGGCCAUGCAGCUGCUGGUGGGAGUUCCCCUAGAAAUGGUCCACGGCGCCCUGAGGAUUGGACUGGUCUAUGUGUGUGGGGUGCUUGCAGGCUCUCUGGCUGUGUCCGUCACUGACAUGACGGCUCCAGUGGUCGGGUCGUCCGGGGGAGUUUACGCCCUGGUCUCAGCGCAUUUGGCAAAUGUAGUCAUGAAUUGGUCAGGAAUGAAGUGUCAGUUUAAGUUAUUCCGGAUGGCCAUGGCUCUGGUUUGCAUGAGCGUAGAGUUUGGUCGAGCCGUCUGGCUGCGCUUCUACCCUCCGGCCUUCCCUCCGUGCCCCAAUCCCAGCUUCGUAGCUCACCUGGGGGGAGUGGUGGUCGGCCUGACGCUGGGCGUGGUGGUCCUGCAGAAUUACGAGCAGCGGCUCCAGGAGCAGUCUCUGUUCUGGAUCUUUUUCUGCGUCUACACCUUGUUUGUGCUCUGCGCCGUCUUCUGGAACAUUUUUGCUUACAGCCUGCUGGACGUGCGACUGCCUCCGCCGCCUUGACUCCCUUAUUAGGAGUAAACAGGACACUUCACACCCCCCGUUAUUCCUCCGCUGGUCGACGCCUGACCGCCUGGCUGGAUGAGUCACGUCGGUCCUCGCGCUCUUGAGCCUCAUCCUGCGGUGAUCAGAGUCGACCGACAGCCUACCCUCCUCCUACAUCCAGCGCUCUGAUGCGAGGAUACCUGGCAUGCAGCGGCCCUCCUGUUUUGUGAAUUAAGCCUUAUCAUUUUCCCCACAAGCUCUUCUCCACCUGUUUUUUUUUUUUUUUGUCUCCAUGUCUGCUGGACGUUUGUCUCAAGAGUAUCAGCCAGUGGGACUGUUGCUGACGACACCGCAUCGACAAAUGAGAAGCCUCGGAUCUAACAGAACAGAAACCAAGCAGGAACUGACCUGUCCACACGGCUCAACCCUCUCUGCCUCUUCCUCCUCAAUCCGACAGUGCCUACUCAUGGAGACUGAUGAAAGUAUCUCUGCACAGUUGCCUCUCGCAGAAGUAAAACCCUACAUUUUACGACGAGAACAGUCCCUGAAAACCCUGUUAUCUGCGUACGAACAGGGAGGUUAGAGGAGAAUUUAAGCUCAGCCGGGUGUUUUGUCAUCAUUAGAAGCGGCUCGUGAGCGUCGGAGGUUCAGACACGACGCAGGCGGCAGGAUAGUCGUCCCUCUUUACAGCACAGAGAGACUAAAUAGGCUGCAGGCCACCUUCAGAAGUUAUUAUGAAUUUUUGAAGGGAAGUGUGGGUUACUAUUCAGUGUUGCCUUCAGCGUUUGUCACUUCCUCGGAGAAGGAUUAAUUUUGUGUGCAGCACUAUUUCGAACCUCAAACUCGUGUCUUUUGCGUGUGUGCGGGGAGUGCGACAAACGUGUCGUUGUGUGUACAGAUAAAAGUGAAGCAGAAGUGCCAUUCAGACUUUAAGCUUUUUAAAAAAAAAAAAAAGAUGAUGCCAAAACAUUGCUACGAGCACCGAGGGGGGAAGAGCACAGCCCCUAACAAGUAUUGCUUUUGUGUCGGCAGAACUUACAGUAAUUUUGUCCCGUUAAGAGUCGGUCGAAUGUAACGGAAAAUUCUCUCUAAAGUCAGAUUUUGUCAUUUCAUCCUCGCUCGCUGGGUAUUUGCAGUGAUUUCUGGCAAAGGUCAAACACUGCAAAGAGUUGAAAGAAGUUUAUUUAUUGACGGUGAGAUGUAAGCGGGAUUAGACGAAUGAAAACGUUCACCAGUAGAGACAGCCGGGACAUUCUGAAUAAAUCUAACGUUUAUUUCUCAUUACCAAACGUAGAAGAGCACACAUGUCUGACCUCGACUACAUCUGGGCUGGGGUUGUUUCGCUCUCAGUUCAGGAGGCAAUCGGACAAAGAAGUAAAUCAAUGCUCUCUCAUUAGUUCCUGUCUCAACUUAAUUUGUUAAUUGAUUGAACUGGGAUGGAAAGCGACCCCAGCCCCAAGCUGUAAGUCUCAAACUGUACUGUAUUUUAACCUCAUGUUACACUGGUAACUGCUUCGCACAGACAUUAAUAUAAUGUAAUUAAAUACAGAUUAAUAUUUUAACAUGCAUUUGCUGUUGAUUUUUUUACAUGGUGAUAUUGGUAUGUUGUGUAACUCGUUUGGUCGGUCUGCUUUGUGAUAUGUUAGCUAUAUCCUGUAUGUAUCCUAUUUAAAAAAAACUGAUUAAUGAUGGCCUGGGAUUGUAUAUAAUAAGGGCUACGUCACAAAACUGAGUGAGGGGUAAAUCACUGAUAAUAUUUUAACAUUGUGCAUAUUUUGUAGAUUUGAUAUGUACAUACUGGGGUACAAUAAACAGUUUUAUACAGAAACAAAA